UCGCAGUAAAUUAUUAAAAAUUUGGCGCCAUUGAUGCGCAUGAGUCUUUGUGCCGAAAGAUCAACACUUAGAAAGAAAAUGACAGAAAAAGACGGUGAAGGCUUUGAUGAUGCUGUAGAAGAAAGAGUUAUCAACGAAGAAUAUAAAAUAUGGAAGAAAAACACCCCUUUUUUGUACGAUUUGGUAAUGACACAUGCUUUAGAAUGGCCCAGUCUUACAGCACAAUGGUUACCUGAUGUCACAAGACCAGAAGGAAAAGAUUAUUCUCUUCACAGAUUAAUUUUAGGAACACACACGACAAGCUCAGACGAACAGAAUCACUUACUCAUAGCCAGUGUACAGCUACCCAACGACAACGCACAGUUUGAUGCAUCACAUUAUGACAGUGAAAAGGGAGAAUUUGGUGGAUUUGGUUCUGUAAGUGGUAAAAUAGAAAUAGAAAUAAAAAUAAACCAUGAAGGUGAGGUGAACAGAGCCAGAUAUAUGCCACAGAAUCCUUGUAUUAUAGCCACAAAGACGCCGUCCAGCGAUGUCUUGGUUUUUGACUACACAAAGCAUCCAUCAAAACCAGAUCCCAGUGGAGAGUGCAAUCCUGAAUUGAGAUUAAAAGGUCACCAAAAAGAAGGGUAUGGUUUGUCAUGGAACCCCAAUUUAAAUGGACAUUUACUCAGUGCAUCAGAUGACCAUACAAUUUGUUUAUGGGACAUUAAUGCCACACCUCGAGAUACAAAAUUAGUUGAUGCACAGACAAUUUUUACAGGACACACUUCAGUGGUUGAAGAUGUAGCUUGGCACUUAUUACAUGAAAGUCUUUUUGGUUCAGUAGCAGAUGAUCAAAAAUUGCUGAUUUGGGAUACCAGAUCUAAAAGCACAUCUAAACCCAGUCACACAGUGGAUGCCCACACAGCUGAAGUCAACUGCUUGUCAUUUAAUCCUUAUAGUGAAUAUAUCCUUGCCACAGGUUCUGCAGAUAAAACUGUUGCAUUGUGGGAUUUGCGGAAUUUAAAGUUGAAGUUACAUUCAUUUGAGUCGCAUAAAGAUGAAAUAUUCCAGGUUCAAUGGUCCCCACAUAAUGAGACAAUUCUAGCCUCCAGUGGAACAGAUAGAAGACUCCAUGUAUGGGAUCUUAGUAAAAUAGGAGAAGAGCAGUCAGCAGAGGAUGCUGAAGAUGGACCACCAGAAUUAUUGUUUAUACACGGAGGACAUACAGCAAAGAUCUCAGACUUCUCUUGGAACCCAAAUGAACCCUGGGUAAUAUGUUCUGUAUCAGAAGAUAACAUUAUGCAGGUCUGGCAAAUGGCUGAGAAUAUCUACAAUGAUGAAGAGCCUGAUACUCCAGCAACAGAAUUAGAGGCCACAGCUUCAUGAUGUGUGAGACUCCAGAAUCAUUAAACAUUACUUAUAACAUACUGACUCUAGAUAGCAGUGCUGAUAAAUUAUUCAUGUAAAUCUUGUCAUUAAAAAUACAUUUUUACCA
Mytilus californianus (California mussel) is the source of this 1477-nucleotide messenger RNA. Its product is annotated as histone-binding protein RBBP4. Gene Ontology annotation, molecular function: histone binding. The record is from RefSeq and is a predicted model, not a curated record. The transcript is spliced from 16 exons. NCBI's taxonomy places the organism in Eukaryota, Metazoa, Mollusca, Bivalvia, Mytilida, Mytilidae. Gene Ontology annotation, cellular component: ESC/E(Z) complex; nucleus; NuRD complex. The coding region runs from base 34 to 1368 and encodes 444 amino acids. Gene Ontology annotation, biological process: regulation of gene expression.